Penicillium brasilianum is the source of this 990-nucleotide messenger RNA. Lineage: Eukaryota; Fungi; Ascomycota; Eurotiomycetes; Eurotiales; Aspergillaceae. The record is from the annotation of a GenBank genome assembly.
AUGCCUCUGGACUCAUUCCCACCGGAAAUUAUCUCCAUCAUUGGAAACCAUAUAGCGUCGAUAAAUGACCUUUUCAACUUCCUUCGAUCUAAUCGACGCCUCUAUAAUGUUCUUAUCAACAGCCUUUAUCGCAGGAAUACCAAAUCCGAUGGCGGAUCUGCUCUUGUGUGGUAUGCAAGUCAAGGGAACGAGACUGGAAUUCGAAGCAUGCUGGCCGCUGGUGGGAAUAUCAAUAUUCGAGAACCGAAGCAGGCGCAAUCCACAGCUCUGAUGGAGGCCGUACGUCACAAUCAUACCGCUAUUGUGAAAGUUCUCCUGGAGAAUGGAGCUUUGCCAGAUGCAGCAGACCUUCACUCCAGAAGACCAUUGACUUUAUCGACAAGUGCCCGCAGUGACGUGGCUAUCACCAAGUUGCUUCUAGAGUAUGGCGCUAAUAUUAACCUUGUCGCAUUUGAUAAACGGGCACCACUGGUGGAGGCUAUACGGUCUAAUCAGGAUGUCAAGGUGGGAUUACUUUUGGACCAUGGCGCCGACAUUCACAUCACUUCUAGUCGAGAUGCAAUGAGCCCCUUGCACAUUGCGGCCGCAAGAAAUGCUAAACCUGCAAUCAUCAAGGUGCUUGUGGAUGCUGGUAUAUAUGUCGAUGCUCCAGAUGGCCGUGGAAGGACCCCCCUUCAAGUAGCAGCCAUGCAUUCAAGUACGAGGGCUGUGCGGUGGCUACUGGAUUGUGGUGCUACUGCGAACUUCGAAAAUACAAGCCCAGAUUCGCAAGGCUGGACUGCUUUAUUCUACGCUGUGAAGUCCAAGAACUCGAGGAUUGACAACAAAACCAUCAUCAAAACACUCCUACUCCAUGGAGCAAAGAUAGACACGACCAAUUUUGCUAAAGAGACGCCCCUGCUCCAUGCAGUCUCUCAAGGAGCGACAAAGCAAGCUCAGAUCCUUCUUGAAUAUGGCGCGAAUGGCUUGUCGAAAGAGGAGCUGAAGUGA